This is a messenger RNA of Ananas comosus (pineapple), 621 nucleotides long. RefSeq lists its product as uncharacterized. Bases 1 to 621 code for a protein of 206 amino acids. The record is from RefSeq and is a predicted model, not a curated record. Gene Ontology annotation, molecular function: nucleic acid binding. The transcript has a single exon. Gene Ontology annotation, cellular component: nucleus; cytoplasm. NCBI's taxonomy places the organism in Eukaryota, Viridiplantae, Streptophyta, Magnoliopsida, Poales, Bromeliaceae.
AUGGCGUCGGUCCAACUGAUUGCACAGUCCUCGGAUAUGACUGCCGCCGAGGUGAUCUUCAGCAGCGGCCACCGCGCUUUCACGAUCAUCACCCACGCCUCCCACGUUGUCGUUGCCUGGAUCAACUAUGUAGUUCAAUCUUAUGCCCCUCCUGCCAACAGUCGCCAAGUCGUUGGCCUCCACAUUGAGCGCGCCUCACGCAACGGCACUAUUGCCCUCCUCGAGCUCUGCGUCUGCAACUUGUGCCUCGUCUACCAGCUGCGGCACCGCAGCGACCUCCACCCCCCUGUCAGGCUCUACGAGUUCCUCAACGACGACCGGUUCUGCUUUGCUGGCGUCGCCGUGGUGCAGGCCAUGAUUUCUCUGCGGAGGGAGUACGCCCUCAUGGUGAGGGCUGCAGUUGACCUCGGGGACACGGCGUCGAGGAGGCUGCAGCGGGAGGAUCUUCAGUUAGCCAGGCUGGACCAGCUGGCGAGGGCGGUGUUGAGGAUUGAGAUAAUCAGGACAGACGAAGUGCCGAGGAGCGUGUUGCUCGAGCGAGUGCUGCUCCUGCAGCACAUCCCCGACGCAUGCACCGGCGCUGUCUUCUCCUAUGAGAUCUGCAGGAAUCUGUUAGGUUAG